CGGGCGAGGCACUUCCGCAACUAGGGGCACCUCUGCUUCCUGUGCCUUCGGCAGGGCGGAAGUGGGCGGAGCGGAGAGGGUAACCGGUGCUCCUUUCCGGUGUCCGGGCACAGUUGAAGAGGCGACCCAGGAACUGAGAGUCGUUCUUGAGGUGAGCAGAGGCUUGCCCUGUCUCCCAGGCUGGAGUACAGUGGCAUGAUCUCAGCUCACUGCAACCUCCGCCUCCUGGGCUCAAGCAAUUCUCGGUGCCUCAGCCUCCCUGGUAGCUGGGAUUACAGGCAGGUGCCACCACACCCAGGAUGACACGGCACGGCAAGAACUGUACCGCGGGGGCUGUCUACACCUACCACGAGAAGAAGAAGGACACAGCGGCCUCAGGCUAUGGGACCCAGAACAUUCGACUGAGCCGAGAUGCUGUGAAGGACUUUGACUGCUGCUGCCUCUCCCUGCAGCCCUGCCACGAUCCUGUUGUCACCCCAGAUGGCUACCUGUAUGAGCGUGAAGCCAUCCUGGAGUACAUUCUGCAUCAGAAGAAGGAGAUCGCCCGGCAGAUGAAGGCCUAUGAGAAGCAGCGGGGCGCCCGGCGGGAGGAGCAGAAGGAGCUUCAGCGGUCGGCCUCUCAGGAUCACGUGCGGGGCUUCCUGGAGAAGGAAUCGGCCAUCGUGAGCCGGCCCCUCAAUCCUUUCACAGCCAAAGCUCUCUCGGCCACCAGCCCAGAUGAUGCCCAACCGGGGCCCAGCGUGGGUCCCCCAAGUAAGGACAAGGACAGAGUGCUGCCCAGCUUCUGGAUCCCGUCGCUGACGCCCGAAGCCAAGGCCACCAAGCUGGAGAAGCCGUCCCGUACGGUGACCUGCCCCAUGUCGGGGAAGCCCCUGCGCAUGUCUGACCUGACGCCCGUGCACUUCACGCCGCUCGACAGCUCGGUGGACCGCGUGGGGCUCAUCACACGCAGCGAGCGCUACGUGUGCGCUGUGACCCGCGACAGCCUGAGCAACGCCACCCCCUGCGCUGUGCUGCGGCCCUCUGGGGCUGUUGUCACCCUUGAAUGCGUGGAGAAGCUAAUUCGGAAGGACAUGGUGGACCCUGUGAGUGGAGACAAACUCACCGACCGCGACAUCAUCGUGCUGCAGCGGGGCGGUACAGGCUUCGCGGGCUCCGGAGUGAAGCUGCAAGCGGAGAAAUCCCGGCCGGUGAUGCAGGCCUGAGUGCGCACGGGAGACCAAAUAAACCAGCUUGGGUGCGCAGAAACGUGGCGCCUUCAUUCGCGGCAUGGGCGCCCCGGGGACAGGGCAGGCGAGGAAGCCGGGCGGCGCAGGCUGCGCCCCAAACAGCACACGCUGGAGUUUGAAGAGGGGGCUAAGCAUAUUGAACGUGGUCCCUUUUUUUAAAAAAUAUUUUUUUGAGAUCGAGUUUCGCUGUUGUUACCCAGCCUGGAGUGCAAUGGCGCGAUCUCGGCUCACCGCAACCUCCGCCUUCUGGGUUCAAGCAAUUCUCCUGCCUCAGCCUCCUGAGUAGCUGGAAUUACAGGUAUGCGCCACCAUGCCCAGCUAAUUUUUUGUAUUUUUAGUAGAGAGGGUUACACCAUGUUGACCAGGAUGGUCUCGAUCUGUUGACCAGGAUGGUCUCGAUCUCUUGACCUCGUGAUCCACCCGCCUCGGCCUCCCAAAGUGCUGGGAUUACAGGCGUGAGCCACCGUGCCGGGCCAAUUUUUUUUUUUUUUUUUAAAGACGGGGUUUCACCAUGUUGGUCAGGCUGGUCUUGAACUCCUGACCUCAGGUAAUCCGCCCGCCUUAGCCUCCAAAGUGCUUGGAUUACAGGCAUGGGCCACGGCGCCGGGCCUUGAACGUGGUCUCACGUCAAGAGCAAAAUCUAGCCGGGCGCGGUGGUUCUCGCCUAUAAUCCCAGCACUUUGAGAGGCCGAGGCUGGUAGAUCACUUGAGGUCAGGAGUUCGACACUAACCUGGCUAGCAUGCUGAAACCGUCUCUACUAAAAAUACAAAAAUUAGCUGGGUGUGGUGGUGCAUGUCUGUAAUCCCAGCUACUCGGGAGGCUGAGGCAGGAGAAUCUCUUGAAUCUGCACUCCAGCCUGCUUAAUGAGAGAGACUGUCUCAAUCAAUCAAUUAAUCAGUCAAUCCCUAGAGUCCUUUGUUAGGGCUCCUGGAGUUAUGCCAAGUUUGAAGUACAGGAAAUGCCCAGGAACGUGUCUUCCGGGCUGCCAUGUGAUUCGACCCACAGAGGAAAUGAAGUUUUGUGAGAAAGCGCACAGCACCCUGACUGGGAAAGGUGGUCAGGAGCGCCGCCCUGCACCUGUGGCUGCUUGAAGGCGAAAGGAAGAGGAAACCGCAAGUGCAAAGGGCCAGAGGCAGCAACGCACUUUGCAGAUUUAAGGAGCAGAGGACGCGCAGGGGAGAGCGGGGGAGACAGGGCAGAGUGGAGACCAGGAACCGGCGCCAGCUGGUGGCGUCAGACUUCACUGGGAAUGUAAGGGCUGCCCUUACGGCUUCGUUUUUAAUGACCAUCGAGUCACAAAAGCAGCAGCUGGACAGUGUGAAAAACAGCACAGAGACAGCAAACAUGAAAGCAAUAAAGAGCGUGCCUGCCUCGCUGAGUGAUGCCA
Molecule: messenger RNA, 2617 nt
Organism: Callithrix jacchus (white-tufted-ear marmoset)
Lineage: Eukaryota; Metazoa; Chordata; Mammalia; Primates; Cebidae
Gene: NOSIP
Product: nitric oxide synthase interacting protein
Cellular component (GO): nucleus
Molecular function (GO): ubiquitin protein ligase activity
Source: RefSeq, a predicted model, not a curated record